Mesorhabditis spiculigera is the source of this 1266-nucleotide messenger RNA. NCBI's taxonomy places the organism in Eukaryota, Metazoa, Nematoda, Chromadorea, Rhabditida, Rhabditidae. The record is from the annotation of a GenBank genome assembly.
AUGGUGAAGCUCGAAGAAUUUGACAUCGAAUUGAACAACGCGGAACAUGCCUAUUUUGCGGGGCAAGAGAUCUCGGGCCGGGUUGUGCUCUCGAUAACGGAGCCCAAGAAGAUCAACGAAAUUUUGUUGGAAAUAAAGGGGCGUGCUCGGACCUAUUGGACCAAGGACCGAGGAAAGUCGAGGAAGCAUUGCGCCCACUCGGAGCCCUACUUCUUGGAGCAGUUCAACACCAACUACACGCACAAAUUUGGAUCGGUUGAGAAUCAAGAGCGUAUUCUGCCGGCCGGGAAGCAUGAGAUUCCAUUCUCAUAUACGCUUCCUAAAUUUUUACCGUCAUCUUUUGAGGGCGAAUUCGGGUUUAUUCGAUAUACAAUAAAGGCGCUGUGCGAGCGCCCAUGGGAUUUUGACAUUUCAACGAAACGGGCAUUCACUGUGAUUGGAAUCGAGGAUAUUAAUAGUGAGCCAAAGUUAAACGAACCAGCCAGCUCAAUCGAAUGUUCAACCGCGAUAGCAUGGUGCUGUAGAGGGAAGGGUUCUGUAACAGCCGAGAUAGCGAUACCCAAAACUGGAUACACGCCUGGGGAGCCGUUAUCUAUUACAGGGAAAGUCUGCAACGAGAGUACAAGAUCGAAAACCGCCUGUUUUCGGUUUCUACAAACCAUCACAUACAAAGCCAAAACAUUUGCCGGACAUGAAGAGACAAAAAUUCAACAGCGUGUCAUAGCGAAGAUUCCAAAGGGAGAAGUGAACGCGCAUGAGACACGAAAUCUAUCAGCCCUUCUCCCUCUACCAUCACUCUGCCCGAGAUUAGGAAAAUGUCGAAUUAUUUCAAUAUUGUAUACGAUUGAAUUGGAGGUUGAGCAGGCAGUGACAGCGACAUUGCCGGUGGUGAUUGGGUCGAUACCAGCGUUGUGUGAAUUGUUAUCACAUUCAAAGCAUCGGAAUGGGAAACAACGGCAGAGUAUUGAGCAUAAGGCUGAGGAGAAGACGUUGGAGGCAAGAUGCGUUCAGGUUACAAUAACCGAUGAAAGUGGCCGAACAGUCGAUUCAGCAGAAGCAGAUGCACUUUCCACGGAAUUAGACGCCCUGUUGUCGUCUCGAAAACGGGUCCGUAUGCCAAGUUCCAUCCUCUCCGAACUUUAUCCAACACUGCCAAGUCCAUAUUACAGAGAAUCCGUUUUUGGCGCCAUCGACAUAUCCGAAGAAAAAGAGAGCUUCCAAUUCGGCGAGAAACUGUUCGCCCCAAAAUAUCCAUUCUACACCGAU